Xyrauchen texanus (razorback sucker) is the source of this 910-nucleotide messenger RNA. RefSeq names its product SS18-like protein 2. Gene Ontology annotation, biological process: positive regulation of transcription by RNA polymerase II. The transcript is spliced from 4 exons. NCBI's taxonomy places the organism in Eukaryota, Metazoa, Chordata, Actinopteri, Cypriniformes, Catostomidae. Gene Ontology annotation, molecular function: transcription coactivator activity. Bases 165 to 461 code for a protein of 98 amino acids. Gene Ontology annotation, cellular component: nucleus. The record is from RefSeq and is a predicted model, not a curated record.
CGACAAGACCAGUUGACCUGCGUAGAAGCACAUUAACAACAUUGUGAAAUUCUUUAGUUCAUCGUUGAGAGUUCGGGGUUUCUGAGCCGGGUUCUCAUUUGGACGAGUUUGUCUAUGAAGCUGAACUGGACUGUUUUGGUAGUGUAAGAUUUUGAACCUGUAAAAUGUCUGUUGUAUUUGUUCCUAAGCGGCUGCGCGGAAAAGAGCAAAUCAACCAGGAGACAAUUCAGAGACUUCUUGAUGAAAAUGAUCAGCUGGUCAGAUGCAUCACGGAAUAUCUACAGAAGGGGCGAGCCACCGAGUGUGUGCAAUACCAACAGAUUCUGCACCGGAACAUUGUGUAUUUGGGAACGAUAGCUGAUGCCACCACUGAAAUCCAGCCUGAUAAGACUACUCCUUGUGAAAACAUCACACUGGCAGCAAGCAAAGACCCUUCAGAUGUUUCGGAUCAAAGACAUUAAUGUUCACAUCUAUCCCGACUUUGGAACAUUAUUAUGUACAAUUUCAUUUUUAUUUAAAAUGUGUAAUAAUUGUAUGAAAAGAAACUCUUUAAAACGUUUAUGUAUAUAACCUGGCCCACAAAGACUGCCAUCAUUUGUAAAUGACCACACAUUAAAUAUAUAUGUACAAUGCCUGGCCAAAAACAAAAUAUUAAAGUAUGCAACUUUUUUGGGGGAGCCAAGCAGUGUAUUUGGUUAAUUUGCUUUCAGCUAUAAAGAGUGUAGUACUCUCAACUUUUAACAAUUUAACACUGCAGAUUCUCCCUCAAUAUCCCCCUAUAAAAACACAGCAUGCCCAUUCAUAUCAAAGUAAUACUAAAUCCAGAAUUAGAUAGGCCUAGAAUAGCCUAAAAUGAAAUGUUAGCUUGAGAAAAAACUGGGGGAUUUUGUGGCCCCACAUUUUGCAUUUC